Molecule: messenger RNA, 883 nt
Organism: Tigriopus californicus
Lineage: Eukaryota; Metazoa; Arthropoda; Copepoda; Harpacticoida; Harpacticidae
Product: guanylate kinase-like
Exons: 4
Coding region: 103-849 (248 amino acids)
Biological process (GO): purine nucleotide metabolic process
Cellular component (GO): cytosol
Molecular function (GO): GMP kinase activity
Source: RefSeq, a predicted model, not a curated record
UCGCUCAAGACGAUCCAUCUUCCAGUAUAAAGUAUUCUUAAUCGUCCAAGUCGAUCGAGCGACUAGGAACACGCUAUCUGCCAUCACGGGAAAACUAAACCGAUGCCAAUAUCCUUUACUCGAUGCCUGUUUUAUAUCCCUGUCGGAAAAGGCUGUCUUAGGAGGAUAAGUUUUCCUCCCAAGGUCUGGGAGAGGGUUUAUCUCGAUGGUUGGAGAGCGAGCAAUUCAUUCCCGAUCCGUUGGAGAUCCAAGAAAGUUCGAGGAUCUUUUUUAAACGUCAUGUCUUUGUCAAGUUGCUAUCCGUUGGUGCUCUGUGGGCCCUCGGGCUCGGGUAAAUCCACAUUAAUGAACAAGUUAAUGGGCGAGUUUCCGGAAAAGUUUGGCUUCUCCGUGUCGCAUACCACCCGGAAGCCCAGACCUGGUGAGGUGGAUGGGGUUCACUACCACUUUUCGAAUCGCCCAUUCAUGGAGGCCAUGAUUGACAACGGGGAGUUCUUGGAGUCUGCAGAAUUCUCAGGCAAUCUCUAUGGAACUUCCAAGGCGGCCGUGAGAAAAGUACUGCAAAAUGGCAAGAUUUGCAUUUUGGACAUUGAAAUUCAGGGCGUGCAAUCCGUGAAGAAGAGUGAUUUACACGCUAAAUACGUCUUCAUCAAGCCCCCGUCGAUCGAGAUUUUGGAACAACGACUUCGAGACCGCGGAACUGAACUGGAAGACGCUCUCCAAAAGCGAUUGGACACGGCAGCGAAAGAAAUGGAAUACGGAGAGACUCCCGGUCAUUUCGACAGGAUGAUCGUGAACCACAAAGUGGACGAGGCUUACCUUGACCUCAAGAGCUUUCUCGGUCUCUGAACACUGAACCAUUCAGAUCAAGUAAUGAACGUGU